This is a messenger RNA of Colossoma macropomum (tambaqui), 6556 nucleotides long. RefSeq names its product protein piccolo (gene prr36a). NCBI's taxonomy places the organism in Eukaryota, Metazoa, Chordata, Actinopteri, Characiformes, Serrasalmidae. Bases 485 to 5092 code for a protein of 1535 amino acids. The transcript has 6 exons. The record is from RefSeq and is a predicted model, not a curated record.
GGCGGGAGUUUAUAAAACGUGACAUCACUGAUCUGGGAGAAAUCUCGGUUCAGCCUUCGGUUUGGCCCGAGCACAACGGGGAGCAAAGAAGAUGCAUUUUCUCUGAUCUUCUGUGUCUCUCCUGCAAUCACCGCGGCACGAGCGCUCUCGGAGUUUAACGGUCGCUAGAACCAACUGAGAGAACCCUCGGCGCGCGUGGCUCAGAACGGUCGGAGUUUGGCGGUCUUGUUUUUGCUCGUCGGAGGAGCAGCAGACUCGGAGGAGAGUUAAAAACCCCGCGUCUGGCUCCAGCUCCAGCUCCACCGGCUGCUGGGAGGUCUGAGGUUUGACUUGGUUGUCCAAACGCGCCGAGAGGAGCUCAGCUGACGGACGGACGGGAAAUUUAAGUUGGCCUACCAACACCAAACCCUGGGAUUAGUGCGUACAGCAUUGAAUCCAGUGAGCACGUACUGGAGCAUCCAAAAACUCGCCAGGCAACGCGGAGAUGAAACCUGAUGACGUUGCCACGGUGCCGGCAGAGCCAACAGAAGCCCCUGAGGCGGCAGCUAUAGCUGAGGAAGCUGCCACUGAGGAGCAACUCCAAGAAGAGAGUCCAUCACCUCCACAGCAUGAAGAGCCUAAAAAUUUACAAGAGGGAGCAGACUCAAUAGCGCCCCCUCCAGAAAAGAAAACUAACAGCAAGACAUCACAGCCUGCAAACAAGACCAAAGCCCCAGUAAAGAACAAGCCAAGUACAGCAGUGACUAAAACAACCACAAGUGCAGCCUCUCGGUCUGCUCCAGCUCAAAAUAGAGUGGCUAACGGUGUUACGAGGACCGCGGCAAAUGGUGCAACCAAGAGACCUGCAACUGCAGCAUCGGAGGCAAAGAAAACUGUCCCUGUUGGAGCAGCUGCACAAGCCAAAAAAGGCCCUGCUGCUACUGUAGCACUGAGGACACCGACUAAGGUGGCUGAACGGAAGCCUGUUGGAACUACUAGACCAGCAGUGGCCUCCACAAACAGUGGUACCAAACCAGGAGCAGUCGCAAAUGCGACAGCAUCACUGGGCAAAAAGCCAGCCACAGCAUCUAACAGUGCUGCAGUCAAGCCCAAGACCACAGCACCAAGGCCAGCAACUGCUCCUGCUGCCAAACCCAGUGUUUCCACCACCUCCAGAACUGCUCCUGGUACCAAGACAACAAGGCCUACUGCCCCUCAUUCUACCACUUCCUCAGCUUCAAUAAGACCAACAGUCACCACCACAAAACCUGCAUCCUCAAGAACUGUCUCAGCCCCCUCUGCUGCCCGCUCAGCAUCAUUACAACCCUCUAAAGCAUCAACUACAACUGCAGCAGCCAAGAAAGAUGUUGGUAAACCUUCCACCAGUGCACCGGCCAGAAAACUGAAUGCUACCAAGACCAGCACCCAACCUACAGCUACAAAAACCUCAAAACCUGAACCCCUAAAAACGGCAGCAGCUGCCAAACGACCACCUCCAGACACCAAAACAGCUCGACUAAAAGCAGAUGGAAAUAAGUCUGUACCAACACGGAAGGUCCCUCCAAGCCCCCGAAAUAUUGCUUCGCGGCCUGCUUCAAGCAAGACAGCUACAGCGUCCCACAGCCAGAAGCAAGGAGGCAGUAGUACCCCAGUUGCUGUGAAACGACAAACAUCCAAACCGACACAGUCUGUUUCACCAUUGGUAAUCAAGGGAAAGUCUACUGAAGAACAAGCAGCAGAGACUGUUGAACCUUCAUCAGCUUCUCUGGCCACUGUGUCUGCAGCAACAACUACACCUUUAGCAGCUGUAGAGUCUGUUCCAGAAGUGGAAGCUACUUCAGCAGUACAGUUAGAAGAACAGCCAGAUGAACAGAUCAGUGCCCCAGUGGAAGUUCAGGAAGAUGAAGUGGUACAAAUGCCUGCCUCGGGGACUUCAGAUAUUGAGAUUGUUCCCACUGUGCAGCAAGAUGAUAUUGAGCCAUUAGCUAUACAGCCAGAGGCUGAAGUGCCUUCUCCUGAAGUGUCUAGUUCUGCCUCUGUUCCAUUUGGAGAAGAAUUCCAAAAAGAUGAUGAGGACUAUAUUUCGGUCAAUGUUCCAGCAGAGCAGGAAGUGACACAGCUGUUACAAGAACCUGUAAUGGCUCCACCAUUUGAAUUAUGUGUUGCUGAUCCAGUGCCCCCUAAAGGCAUGGAGGUGAUUGAGAAGGCAGAACAGCUAAUCCACAAUGAUGUAGAUGAAGAGGAAGAGGAGAAGGAGGGCAGUCAGCAGGUGUCUGUGUCCGACAUGAGCGGUACGCAGCCUACAGAGGAGUCCCGGCCUGGUUCAGCAGGUCUGACUGGAUCAGUAUGGCGGGCAGGAGGUCUGCUCUCUGAGCCUGAUUCUGAGGAUGUCAGUUGCAGUCAGCAGGGGGCCUCAGAGCUUAGUGCUCCUGGUGUCCUUGAGGGCACUGAAAGUAUGGAUGAUCUAGGUGAGGCUAGCCUGAAAGGUGCUGAUGCUGAAGGUGCAUCUGCUGGAUCUCCAGAUUUUGAGAAGGUCCCUGACAUUCCUGCCAAUGAAGAAGAUGAAGACGAUGACUAUGAUGAUGAAGAUCGUGUCUGCGAUAUGGAAGUGGGAUCAGAAAGAGCAGAAGACCCACACAGGCAGUGCCCUGAUAAUGAGGAUGAGGAAGAUGAAGAUGUGGAAAUGGCUAGUGAGGGUAUUACUGAGAGUGGGCUUGAAAGUUAUGGAAAUGCAGAUGAAGAUGACUUUGCAGAAGACUACAGAUUAGACAACCUGAACCGUAUGCAGCCUCCACCCAUUGUUCCUUCUGCACCUCCUGCAGCUCAGUGGGACCAACCAAAUCUUUUUGCUGAUCCUUGGGCCCAGCCACUACAACCAGACCCCACUCUCUCAAGUCCUUCCUCUAGCCCCUGGCAACCCAGCAUGGAAACACCAAUCCAAGCUCCUCAUCAAGGCUGGCUGGAUGUUGAAAAUGCCAAAGGAGGCCCCUCGUGUCAAUCCCCAGCUCUUAUAGAGCCCAUUCUAAGCUCACCUCAGCUUGCACCAGUGCCUUCUGCAGAGGAUGCUAGCUUCAAUCCAGGCUUGGCACCUCAUCCCCAAGGCAUGUCCCUGUCCAACACCUCAAGUGGCCCAGAACAAGCUGCCCACAGUUUCAGCGACACCAGCACACCUGAGGAGCUGAAAGACUACAAUGUAAGCCCUGGAUUGGAGAACCAGCAGCAGCAGCCUGCACCAGUCAGUCCUGUUCCUGCUGCUCUGCCAGAUAUCAUGCAAGAUCUAGGCAUCCAACUUGAACAAGGUGAUGAGGAGGAAGAACCGGAGAAUCUGCCUGCUGAUGUGUUGGGUGGUCCAGCAACUGCACCAACAUCUCUGCCAUCGUCCCCUUCUUCAGCCACUGAAGAUGAGGCUAGUGACACUGAAGGAGAGAUGCAGAUCAGUGAGUCCAAUGUGGAACCUGUUGCCACUGGCAAAGAAGGCUCUGGCAGCACACAAGUGGCCCACAGCUUAUCUACCUUAGAGGAACGUGAGGAUGCCUGUGUUGAGACAGAAGGAGGUGGUGGUAGUGACACCCCUCAGUCUGCCACCUCAGCUGCCUCCUAUGGGUUUGACUGCACCACCACAUCUAACUCCAAUGCCCAGUCUACCACUGAGAGUUGCGCCAAAAGCCCAGGUAUUUUCUCCCUGGAGAACGAAGAGCAGCUUCCAGAGGAGGCUAAAGAUCCAUCACUCAUCAAGGAGCUGAAUCUUCAGCCCACCUGUGCUUCUGGAGAUAUUGACCAGCUUCAUCUUGAGCAACAAGGAGAUCUACAGCCCAACUCGGAGCAACAGUACAUGCUUUGUGGGAAGGCGAGUGAGGAGUUGCCAGAACCUUGUUCACAAGGUGGCACUGUGCCUGUUGAGGAAGGCUUGGUUAAUCCUUCCUCUCCACAGCACCAAGAAGAGGACUGGGACCUUGACGCUCAGCAUCCGUACUACUCCACAAUAUGCGAAAAAACUGAUAGCUCCUUGGCAGGAAGGAACAACCGGCACCAACAAGAAGUCCUCACCAUCCACAUGACCAUGUCACCCAAGCGCCGUCCCAGGCCACAUGUGGAUCAUGUGACCAAUCCACCACGUCUGCCUACUGAUCUUCCUCCAAGAAUACCAAGUGUGGGACCCAAUGCCCAGCUCCGACGGCUGGAACAUCACCAGCAGCAGCUCCGGCAGAUCGAACAACGGCGAGAAGAGCAGAGCCAAUGGGUUGAGAGUCAAGAGGAGGAAAGAAUAGGGGAGAAAGAGCAUGAGGCCAAUGACUGCAACAGUUAUCAUGGUGAUGAAAAAACGGAAGAGAGGAACCAAAUGGAGGAGGAGUUGGAAGAAAAGAGGAUGAGGGAGGAGAAAGAGAAGGAGUUGGAGGAACAGAGGAGGGAUCUUCUUCAGCUGCAGAUUCAGCAACAGCAGCAGGAACUGAAGCAGAGGCAACAGAUAAUGCAGUGGCAGCAAGAGCUAGAGCAACAACAAAAUAAGCACCCAAAUAAACAACACAAGACCGUGACAAAAGUUCUCCUCUCCCCUUCUGGGCUUGGCACUAUCUAUGAAGCACUGGAGAUGAGCGAUGCAGAAGAAGACCUCGAAGAUGAAAUGGAGGAGAAAGAAAUGGUGAAGGAAGACAAGGCUGAAUAUAAAACCCCCAAAGAGUUAUGUAGUAAGACAGAGGCAACCAAAGAUCCUCCACAAGACAACACAUCUCCCAUGACACAAAGCACAUGUUCUCUGAAAUUCAUCCAGGACCAAGUGGGGCUCACCCACCCUGCAGCUCCAGACAGCCCUCCUCUAAAUAAUUCAGAGCAGCCCUCUCCUCUGGAGCUGGACUGGGGCAAGAAGGUUGACAUUGUCCAGCAGCUGAUCAACCAGACGUUGCUGCUGGCUGGAGACAGCUGCUCCCCGCUGCUUCUUCUGCCUGGUGGAGCAGGCGGGACACUGAGCCCCCUAGAGACCAGCCUGUGGCCGAACCUGUUGCCCCCACUCACUCCACCUUCUGCCACAGUUACCUCGGUGAGCAGCUUUUCACCAGAGGCUUCAGGUUCUUCUCAAGGGGAGUGGACAGUAGUAGAGCUGGAGACUCAUCAUUAAGGUUAGUGUUAGACUGAGCAGGCUGAAAAGGCGAUAUUUGGAACUCAGGGUCUAGAGCAGAGGUUUUUUAAUCUGGACUUUAAAUCCUGUUUCCAGUCCAGUGGAUUUUUUGGUCACUGGUAGGUAUGACAACUAGGUGGCCAACCAGGAACAUCAGGUCAUUUAACUAUCAGUGAUGACAAAUUGAGACUGGCAAUUAGAUUCAGGGUCUAAAUUUGAAGACCUCCCAUCUGGAGCAUUGGCCAUCGAUUCUUGUCUUUUCACACACAAUUUAGCUCCUCAACUCAUUAAUUACCAGGCUUAGUCCAACUGUGAAACUCAUCCACGCUAGCCUUUUGAGAAUAGAAUUGAUGUUCCUUGAUGUAGAGCAGGGGUGCCUAGUCCUAGUACUGGUGAUCUCUUACCCUUCAGAGUUUAGCUCCAACCUUAAUCUAGCACACCUAUCCAGGCAACUGAAUAUUAGAUGCUCGUGUGUUGGAUCUGAACUCUCCUGCUAGAUCUCCAGGACCAGGACCCCUGGUGUAGAGGGUUAGAAUAGUGUCCAAGUGUUUAAACUAAAAGUAUGUGCGGUUGAGAUGCCUUUUUCAUUCACUGUUUUACAAGCAAUCUAUGGACUUCUGUCUGAUUAUGAACCAGCAGAUUUGAUCACAGCCAAGGUUACCAUGUUAUAUCUGAUACCCUGUAACCACUUAUACAGUUUCAUUUACAGUGACUGAUGCUGUAAAUGCUUUCUGUGGAAUUUCAUUGUCACCCUUGCCCUCAGUCUCUCAAUUUAAGAGCUACUGAACACCCAGCAAUUUACUACAGCUGAUUCACUAUCUACAAUAUACAGUGUAUUAUGGUGAGACAUCAUAUACACUUCCUCACCUCUGCCAGAUGGCUUUGCUAUUUCACACCAGCCCUCAGAGCCAAAAGGCUGUUUACUUAAGUUUACUGAACGCCUGGCUACCUUUCUCAAGGCACAUUUAUAUUUCAGCUGUGUUGCUACAUCACGCAGAGUAGUUUGACUAAUAGUACUGUGCCAAAAUCUAUGGCAAAACUCUUGGUGUAUUUCUGUCAGUUAUAUCUUCUGUGGACAGUGCUCUCAAUGUCUGGAGAGAAGGCUUUUGUAAUUGGAACCCUUUCUAAGAUUUUUCUAUGGAGGUUUCUAGAAUAUCUAGUAUGGUCAAACAAGAAUGUUGCCAAUUGACCAGAUGUUUUUUGUUCUGUCCGUGUUAUUUUUAUGGACUAAAGCACUGCAAACCACUAAGGCUCUGAGACAGAGGAAGUGCACUGUUUUUAAUUUGGUGAACUAUCCACCAGGUUCUUAAAGAUAAAUCUUUUUGUUUUUUUUUCUUCAGUCCUAUGCUUCUGCCAGCAUACUGCUGGGAAUGAGCUCUAGAAGCAUUAAAGAUUAAGCCAUGGUUUGCUUCCUUCUAUAAACUUUUUUAGUAUGUUUCAGUAAAAUGAAGGGUUAGCUUAAAA